AUGGCCUCACAAGUCUUGGUUUAUCCACCAUAUGUUUAUCAAACCCAGUCAAGUGCCUUUUGUAGUGUGAAGAAACUCAAACUAGAACCAAGCAGUUGUGUGUACCACGAAAGAACCUACCCGCAAAUCUAUGUGAAUGGUAAAAACUUUGGAAUUUCUCCCCACAGGGUUAGUACGUACUUUCAGACUAAAAACCCAUUUGACAGACCUCGAGGACAGAACUUUUUGUUGCAGUCAAAUGCUGUUGCUUUAAAAAAUACUGCAGGUGCUACAAAAGCAUUAGCGGCGCGGGCGCAGCAAGCUCAGUUAGAGGCACCGCAGACUGGGGCCCAAGGAAGCCAAUCAGAUAUUGUGGAAGGAUCCCAGCGAUGUGGAUUGAAGCGUAAGAGUGAAGAGUUGGAUAAUCAAAACGGCACAAUGCAGAUUGUUGAUGACCUGUCCAUCCUGCCUGCAAUGUUACAAACCAACGUAGGAAACCCAAUGACAGUUGUGACAACAGCUGCAACUUCAAAACAAAGUGGUACAAGUGGAGAUGGAGAUUACCAGUUAGUACAGCAUGAGGUAUUGUGCUCCGUGAAAAACACUUACGAGGUUCUUGAUUUCCUUGGGCGAGGGACCUUUGGACAAGUAGUGAAGUGCUGGAAAAGGGGGACAAAUGAGAUUGUGGCAAUCAAAAUCUUGAAGAAUCAUCCUUCAUAUGCACGCCAAGGACAAAUAGAAGUGAGCAUAUUAGCGAGACUGAGUACUGAAAAUGCUGAUGAAUUUAACUUUGUGAGAGCCUACGAAUGCUUUCAGCAUCGUAACCAUACUUGUCUUGUUUUUGAGAUGCUGGAACAGAAUUUGUAUGACUUCCUGAAACAAAACAAAUUCAGCCCUCUGCAACUGAAAGUAAUACGGCCUAUUCUGCAACAGGUGGCCACUGCACUGAAAAAACUAAAAAGUCUGGGUUUAAUCCAUGCUGACCUCAAACCAGAGAACAUUAUGUUGGUGGAUCCUGUUCGGCAGCCUUACCGGGUUAAAGUAAUAGAUUUUGGGUCUGCCAGCCAUGUAUCAAAGACUAUUUGUUCAACCUAUUUACAAUCUCGGUAUUACAGAGCACCAGAGAUCAUACUGGGAUUGCCGUUUUGUGAAGCCAUAGACAUGUGGUCGUUAGGGUGUGUGAUUGCAGAGCUGUUUCUUGGAUGGCCACUGUACCCAGGAGCACUGGAAUAUGACCAGAUUCGUUACAUUUCACAGACUCAAGGGUUGCCAGGAGAGCAGUUAUUAAGCAUGGGAACAAAAACUGCAAGAUUUUUCUGUAGAGAAACGGAUGCACCAUAUUCUAGUUGGAGAUUAAAGACAUUGGAAGAGCAUGAGGCAGAGACAGGUAUGAAGUCUAAAGAGGCCAGAAAGUAUAUUUUCAACAGUUUGGAUGAUAUAGUGCAUGUGAACAUGGUGAUGGACUUGGAAGGAAGUGACCUGUUGGCAGAGAAAGCAGAUAGGAGGGAGUUUGUCAGUCUGUUGAAGAAAAUGUUGCUCAUUGACGCUGAUUUAAGAAUCACUCCAGCUGAGACCCUUAACCAUUCUUUUGUCACCAUGAAGCACCUCCUUGAUUUUUCUCAUAGCAACCAAGUGAAGUCCUGUUUUCAUAUCAUGGAUAUUUGCAAAUGCAGGUCAAAUUCUUACGAGUUAACUAAUCGCAAUAAAACGUCACUUAUGAGACCUGUUGCCUCAGGCAGUGCAGCUAAUUUGACUGCAGGCUUUACCAAAAUUGGUCCAGUAAGAAGUCAGGCAUUAACUGCAUCUGCCCAUUCAAUUUUGCACCAAGGGAUUCCACUGCAGGCAGGAACUGCUCAGUUUGGUUGCAGUGAUGUUUUCCAACAGGCAUUGAUUAUAUGUCCUCCAGCUAUUCAAGGAAUUCCUACAAACCAUAGUAAGCCUACCAGUUUCUCCCUGAGAGUGGACAAUGCAGUUCCAUUGAUGACCCAAGCCCACGCAAUUCAGCCCCUACAGAUCCAAGCAGGACUCCUUUCUCAGACGUGGUCGAAUCCCACCCAUCAGAUACUGGUUCCUGCAUGGCAGCAAGUAGCACCGGUGGCAGCUCCUGCUACAUCUCUGGCCUCUGAUCCUGUGGCUGGCCCACAGAGGCUUGGAGACUGGGGGAAGAUGAUUACCCAGGGCACCCAUUACAAUUCAAUGAUACCACAGCCUCUUUUAACACAUCAGAUAACCUUGUCUGCCCCUCAGCCAAUUAGUGUGGGCAUUGCACAUGUUGUGUGGCCUCAGCCUGCAGCUACCAAGAGGAACAAACUGUGUCAGAACAGGAGCAAUGUGUUACAAAAUACCAAUAUCCAAAAUUCAGCCUUUAUAUCUCCAAAGAUACUUAACCUGAAGGCUGUAAAGAGAAUAAGUUGUAUAGAAGCACAGGACAAUCAUAACUCAGAAGGACAGGAAAGUAACUGUUGUGAAGCAUCGGUCAGGCUGGACCCUGAUUCAUCUCUUUCAACCAAACAGCGCCAGGCUAUCUUCAUCACCAGUUCCCCCAGCCCAGCAGUCAGCGUGAUCACCAUCAGCAGUGACACGGAUGAAGACGACGUAGGGCGAACACAUUCACUCAGAGAGUGUAAAGGUAGCCUUGACUGUGAAGCCUGCCAGAACACCCUGAACAUUGACCGUGUGUGUUCUCUUAGCAGUCCUGAUAGCACUCUGAGUACUAGCUCCUCAGGACAGUCUAGUCCAUCUCCUUGCAAGAGAUCCAACAGUAUGUCAGAUGAUGAACAGGAAAGUGGAUGUGAUACAGUGGAUGGUUCCCCAACUUCAGACUCUUCAGGACAUGACAGCCCAUUUGUGGAAAAUGGUUUUGUAGCUAAUACCAAUAAUAAUAAGGAAGCAGGAGCAUCAGUUAAUCCUGAAACCAAAUCAGCUGUUUGCACAGUGGUGGUGCCACCGAUGAGACUUGAGAACAGGUUACAGCUUAAUGAACAUAUGGUGAAUACAGAUGCUAUGAGCCAGCCACUGAAGAAGGGUCGGUCUGUCCUGGGAAGAAUAAACCAGUCUUCUGUUGUAGGAAACCGUCAGCAAAAACUGACAUCAGCAUUCCAUCAGCAGCAUAUCAACUUCAGUCAGGUUCAGCACUUUGGAUCUGGGCCGCAGGAGUGGAACGGAAACUAUGCUCCUCGGAGGCAGCAGGCUUACAUCCCAGCCAGCGUGGCUGGUCACGCUUUCUCCCUUCCACAGGGAAGCCCAAGCCACACUACGGUGCACACGCACCUCUCUGGCAGUACCCACCUUGGAGGGCAACCUGCUAUCCUUCCCUACCCGACGUCAGCACCCCUUAGUACUGCUGCACCUGUCGCCCACCUCCUUGCCUCACCAUGUACCUCAAGACCCUUGCUGCAGCAUCCAACGUACAGUAUAUCUCAUCCCAGUGGUAUAGUGCACCAAGUUCCAGUUGGCAUAAAUCCCCGUCUCCUACCUUCCCCAACCAUUCAUCAGACUCAGUACAAACCAAUUUUUCCACCACACUCGUACAUCACAGCAUCGCCUGCUUACACAGGAUUUCCACUGAGUCCGACAAAACUCAGCCAGUAUCCAUUUAUGUGAGAACUCAAAUCCAGUAUAUUGAGGAAGCUCAAUGAUGCAGAAGUUUG
This is a messenger RNA of Indicator indicator, 3629 nucleotides long. RefSeq names its product homeodomain interacting protein kinase 3 (gene HIPK3). Gene Ontology annotation, biological process: peptidyl-serine phosphorylation; peptidyl-threonine phosphorylation. Gene Ontology annotation, cellular component: nucleus; cytoplasm; PML body. Bases 1 to 3582 code for a protein of 1193 amino acids. The transcript is spliced from 15 exons. Gene Ontology annotation, molecular function: protein tyrosine kinase activity; ATP binding; protein serine/threonine kinase activity. Lineage: Eukaryota; Metazoa; Chordata; Aves; Piciformes; Indicatoridae. The record is from RefSeq and is a predicted model, not a curated record.